This is a messenger RNA of Lactuca sativa (garden lettuce), 714 nucleotides long. RefSeq lists its product as uncharacterized. The record is from RefSeq and is a predicted model, not a curated record. NCBI's taxonomy places the organism in Eukaryota, Viridiplantae, Streptophyta, Magnoliopsida, Asterales, Asteraceae.
AUGCAAGAGAAGAAUUCUAAAUAUUAUCAAAAGUUCCUUAAUGAUAUUAAUUCUCUUGAAAUCAACAUUCCACUCCUUGAAGCAUUAGUUGAGAUGCCAAAAUAUGCUAAGUUUCUCAAGGACCUCUUAACAAACCGUAAGAAAAUGGAAGGAUUAUCUAAGGUGGUGCUAAAUGAGACUUGCUCUGCUGCAAUGCUAAACAUGUUACCAAAGAAUAUGGGUGAUCCAAGAAGCAUAAUUUUUCCAUGCCAAUUCGGGAACCUAGAAACUAGUCAUGCUCUAGCCGACUCAGAAGCAAGUGUUAAAUUGAUGCCCUACUCAUUCUUUAAGAAACUCGAUCUCCCUGAACCAAGACUGGUCUACAUGGUCAUCCAUUUAGCCAAUAAGACCACAACCUUUCCAAGAGGAAUAUGUGAAGACUUGCUAGUAAAAGUUGACAAUUUUUUUCCCAUAAAUUUCAUUGUUUUAGACAUGGAGGAAGAUGAACAAGUCCCAAUCAUCAUUGGAAGGCCCUUCUUAAGCACCGCCCAAGCCUUGGUGGAUAUUAGAGAGUCCAAAAUCACUCUUCGAGUUGGACAAGAAGUAGUCACUUUUGGAGUGAAUAAAGCAAUUCAAGAUUCAAGAAUAAGUGAUUACAUGGCUAUUUCGGUUGAUGUUAUUGAUGAUGUACUUGAAAAAGGGCUAGGUGUAAAACCUGUUCUAGGUAUUACUUAA